UGUGAAAGUAGAUUUCAGUGAAACAGAGACUAGCCAAUGAUCGAACGCGUAUUGCGGAUUGAUGGGACAUUCGUUUCUACUACUGGUCUACGCGACAACUUCAAGUUCAACACCUCAGAGACUCGGAUUAUAACAGCGACCAUACUACUACUGACUACCUCGCAAAGUCAGCAUGAAGCUGCGGGCCUGGGGUCUCACGUCUGCCUCGCCGUUUGAGCGUACUUUACUAAGCAUUUCUUUAUAGAUUCUCUUCGGCGAUUCAAGAUCUCGUAUGCCAACGGGACGCAUGCUUGGGAUAACGGGCGGUCAAGAGUGAACGUACACCCGCAUAAACACGGCAGAAAUAGACAGAAAUAGCUUCUUGGCUCUCAUCCUUUUUUUGGUCACCCCUGCUGCUGGCCGUUCGUCGGUCCUCUCACUUGGUUGUCCCUCUUGACCCCGGACGUCCCUUUUGACCCUGGAUGUCCCUCUUGACCCUGGAUGAAGCAUGUACACAUAGAUGCCUGUAGGCUUCUUUGUGACGAACAACGCGGCUGAUUCUACCGAAGCUGCCCCUCAUGGUACCGCUCCGGAGGACCUUUAUCGAAGGGCAUCAGGCUUUACACUUGGGUUUAGCUUUCGUUCUCAUACCCCACAUCAGUCUAACUUCUUUAGUGUGACGUCGGUUAGGCAGGCCUCACUGUGAAGAUGGUUCUUUACGGCAUCGUUUGGGAGUUAGCAAUGCUCAGAGAGCGGCCCUAUGCAAAAGUUCGUACAUCGGCCCUAUACGGUCACGGUACUACUGUUGACGAUCGCUCGGAAAUGGGAGUCUUCUUCAGGCCCUCCUUGGUGCACCCCUUGGCUAUAUAUUCCGAGACCAAAUGGCUCCUUAGCAGAAGCCGUCGCUAGCCCUUCAGGCACUCUUCCUCGCUGUCUUGACCAUCGGUGAUCAUCCUUUGGAUUCUUAUACAUUGCUGGUCCUCGCAGGUGCUGAAGUUACAUAGCUCUAUUCCAUGGCUGAUCUCAACCCUACUCUAAACAACAUCUGCACUGUCUCGGAUGAGUCUCGCCAUGACUCAACCUAUGUCAAGGUCACUCUCUUGCUAAUCGCAGCAGUGUCCGUACAUCUAUCCUUGUCACCACCAAAUCCACCUGCACCUCCAAAACAAUGUAUCGCCAAACGAUCUUUUUUCGAGCGUUGCGUGCGUCGGGUGACAUUUUGUAGCAAGGCCUUGGUAUGGUUGGCCACAAUUUGCGAUGCCAUUGCAACAAUUCUGACCUCCCGUGACCUUUCUGUUGCCUUGCAAUCUCCGUCCCCGUAUGCGCUAGCACUGGCAUCCCCGCGUCGAAUUUCACUCCUCUGCAAGCACCCUAUCUCCUUUGCCAUGCACAACUUCUCCCGAACGGAUCCGUCGAUCCCACUUCUCGCAAGUGCGCCCCAUUUUCUCCUCAGCCCAUCACCCCUCUUCGUCCUCGGUGUUAUCUCCGUUACGCUUGGGGCGUUACUCCGGCUCUGGUGCUUCAGAUCGUUGGGGCAGUAUUUCACAUUUGAGCUGUCCAUCCAUCCUUCACAUUCACUCGUCACCACUGGCCCUUACGCACUCGUCAGACAUCCGAGUUAUACAGGGAUAUAUCUGACCCUAUUGGGUGGAACCCUAGUAGGGCUCGCACCAGGGACAUGGCUAUAUGAAUAUUGGCUAGGUCCUUUGAGAUUAAACUCCGUGACCUUUUGGACGAUGAGCUCCGGCAGUACCUUGUCCGAGUUAUCAGCGAGUUAUUCAUUUCCGAUAUUUGGGCUCACACCAGCAACCCUUUUCGUCUACAUACUCGUCAUAUUCUGGUCCGUCAAAGUCUGGUAUGCUCUGCGCAGUACAAAUCGUAGGUUGCAGGUGGAGGAUGAGGAGCUGCAUAAGGUUUUCGGAGAUGUGUGGGAGGAAUAUGCAGAAAAGGUGCGCUGGAAGCUUUUGCCGGGUGUUUUCUAAGAAAACUCGCAAUGUUGCGAUACGUAUGCUUUACGACAAACUUUAUUAUUCAUGACAUAUCAUGGGAUUUCAUCACGGUUCUAUGGAGCUUUGCAUAUUCGGGGAUUGCCCAGACGAAUCAUGAUGGACUUCUCUCCAUCCAGCAACGAACCUUGUUGGAGUGCACCGACGACAAACGCUUUCUGUGAACCUCAGAUACAGACGCCGCAUGACACAAGCACGCGAUGCAAACUAGAAGCUCUGCGAAGAUCAGAUACGAGGGUAUCAUAUGAGUUUCCGUAACGUUGUUCCCGUUAUCUCUUUACGGAGGCAUUCGUUGAGAAAAAU
Molecule: messenger RNA, 2288 nt
Organism: Somion occarium
Lineage: Eukaryota; Fungi; Basidiomycota; Agaricomycetes; Polyporales; Cerrenaceae
Source: the annotation of a GenBank genome assembly